Molecule: messenger RNA, 3361 nt
Organism: Crotalus tigris (Tiger rattlesnake)
Lineage: Eukaryota; Metazoa; Chordata; Lepidosauria; Squamata; Viperidae
Gene: NYAP1
Product: neuronal tyrosine phosphorylated phosphoinositide-3-kinase adaptor 1
Exons: 7
Coding region: 721-3051 (776 amino acids)
Biological process (GO): neuron projection morphogenesis; phosphatidylinositol 3-kinase/protein kinase B signal transduction
Source: RefSeq, a predicted model, not a curated record
GGGCCGGGCUCGGGGCUGAGCGGGCGGGGGAGGGCGGCGCGGCCUCCUCCCGUCCCCCACGGCGGGCGGGGGGCUCCCCUCCCCCCGCGCUGCGCCCGCGCUCCCGGGUGGGGGAGGCGCGCCGAGACGCUGCGUCAGCCCGAGGAAGCCGCGCGCGGAGCAGCCCGAGGCCAGGUGAGCGGCGGCGGCGGCAGCAGCGGCGGCGUCCGGCUCGGGGGUCCCUCCGGCGUCAACGCCGCCGCCGAGGACCAGCGCCCGGCCCCGCCCGGCAGCGUCGCCGGAGCAACGGCAGGGGCGGCGGCGCAGAGCAGGUGCCUCUCCGGAGCGGCGGGCUGCGCGGGCCGCGAAGGCGGCGCUUGGCGGGCGGCUCCGGUGCAGCGGCGGGCGGACGGGCUGGGCGGGCGGGGUCAGGCGCCGCGUGCUCAGCCCUCCUCUCCCCGCAGCCCCGGCCGGGACCGCGCCCUUCCCGCAGGCCCAUCGCUCCCGGCGCCAUGCAGGGGCGGCCCCCCUGAGCCCGCGGCCGGCAUCCUCCUCGCCCGGGCGGCGGCCAGGAUGGCGGGCGACUGAGCGGAGCCGCGGCCGGCAGGAGAAGCAGGGCGGCAGCGGCGGCGGAGCGAUGCCCCCCGGACCCCGCCCCGCCUGCUCCCCCAGAUAGCUCUCCGCCCAGCAGCAGCGCCCCCUCCGGGCGCCCCCGGCCCGCCUUUCGCCGGCCCGCGGAAGAUGAAUGCCAGCCCCCACGAAGCCCUGAUCUCCGCCUUCCUGCAGUUCAUCGAGGCGCGGGGCCGCUGGUGCUACGGGGCGCUGAGCCAGACCUGCCGCCCCCAGGAGCUGCGGCUGCGGAGCGACAUGAACCUCCUCCACCGGAAGAGCGGCAAGGUGGAGUGGAAGCAGCCGCCGGAGGCCAAGGGCGAGGAGUCCAAGCGGGGAUCGACCAAGGAGACGGGCGUGGGGAAGGUGCGCGACGUGGCCUCCUUCCGCCGGCAUUUCAGGAUGGGGUUCAUGACCAUGCCAGCCUCCCAGGAGCACGCCCCGCACCCUUGUGCCAGCAGCAUGGCGCCCCGCUCUCUCUCGUGCCACUCUGUGGGCAGUGUGGACAGCGGCCCUGCGGACGGGGCGAUGGGUUCUCGCAAGCCGCCCGCGAAGCCGAAGCGGCACCCCAGCACGAAGCUCAGCACAGAGGCCCGGAGUGCCCUGGAGCUGAUGGGAAGCAAGAAAGGAGGGUGCCAGAAGGCGGGGGUGGAAAGCCGAGAGGCCGCCCGCAAGGUGCCCCCGCAGAAGCCCAAACGCAGCCCCAACACGCAUCUCUCCGUGUCGUUCGACGAGACCUACUCGGGGCGCCUGCCAGGCCCAGCUGCGGGGGGCGCUCUGCAGCGCUACGGCCGUGCCGCGUCCCACGGCCAGGCCAAGGGCUCCGAUGCUGAGGAGGACGAGCCGGUCUACAUCGAGAUGGUGGGGGACAUUUUCCGGGGACCCGGCCCCCCCUCCCAAGGAGUCACCGCGGCGGAGGACGACUCGGACGAGAGCGAAGCCAUUUACGAAGAAAUGAAGUACCCGCUGCCUGAGGAAGGGGGGGAGCCCCGCCCCAACGGGGCCCUCGCCUCCCCUGGGCAUCGACCCCCCAAGAAGGAGGCCGCCAAGGCGGCGCCAAGCAGCAAGACCUCCCCGUGUGAGAUCCCAGCCCCCUUCCCCAACCUUUUGCAGCACCGCCCCCCUCUGCUGGCCUUCCCCCAGGGGAAGAAGGGGUACAGGGGUCCCGACGGCUCCAAACUGCCCAUCCUGUGCCACGCCAAGGAUGCCCCCUCGGCCCCCAUGACCCCCCAGGUGCCCAGCCACCACCAUCAGCGGGGCGGCGAGAACCCGGCCCUGGCGCCUUCCGGGCGGGCUCGCAGCCACUCCACGCCGCUGCCCCCCCAGCCGGCCAGCCAGAGCAAGCCGGACAAGGAUCUGCCCGUGUCUCACAGCAUGAUCUGCCCCUCCGCAAAGCCGCCGCCCCCCACCCCGGCCCUGCCGGUGGCCUCUGUCCCCUCCGGGCUGCCCGGGAAAGACAAGCCAGCGGUCUCGUACACCAUGGUUUACUCGGCAGUCAAGGUCACGACUCACACGGCGCCCUCCGAGCAGAAGGCGGAGGAGAUCUCGGUCCUGCACGGGAUGCUGUGCGCCCGCCCGUCCACCGUGCCCGCUUGCAAACAGGUGCAGCGCAUUUGCACGCUGCCCGAGCCGCCCCCUCUGGGCAUGGUCUGGACUUACCCGGCGCCCUGCGUGGGGCUCAAACGCCCCCCGGCCUACGAGAGCAACAAGAGCCUGGGCACCAAGUCGUCCUCGGCUGUCAAAAUUCAGCUGCGGGACCGGGCGUUCGCCAGCAUCCACCAGGUGGUGGCCGGGGAGGAGUGCGGCCGGCCGGCCAGUGAGGAGGAGGCCUUUGGCUGGAUGCUGCAGAGGAGAACCGGCGUCCGGAAGGGGAAGGAGCCUGACAAGGUCCCAGACUGCCCCCAGGCGUGGGAGGGCAGUGAAAGUGCUCAGCCCAAACUGGAGAAGGACGAGAAAGUCCUGCCAAGUCACCCGCAGUCCAGCAUCCCGGUCCGCGCACCCGCCCUCGAGUGUCUGGCCGCCAAGAUGCCCGGCGGCAGGACCAACCUGCCCGUCCCCUGCCAGACCUUUCCUGCCUGUCACCGCAACGGAGAUUUCACUGGUGGGUACCUUCUAGGCCGCUCGGCCUCCACUUCCGGCGUCCGACAAGCUGUGAUCCACAAUCAGAGGCUAUGCAGCCAUCCCAGGGACCCAGACAGCCAGGCCUUGCCGUACGCCCCCCCACUGCCCGCCCCGGAGGCCCUGCAGAGCGCGCAGGAGAGAGACGGGAAGCUGCUGGAGGUGAUCGAGCGCAAACGGUGCGUCUGCAAGGAGAUCAAGGCGCGGCACCGCCCAGAGCGCAGCCUCUGCAAGCAGGAGAGCAUGCCCAUCCUGCCCAGCUGGCGGAGGAGCACGGAGAGCCGCAAGUCGGGCACCCCGCCCUGCCGCCGCCAGCAGACGGUGCUCUGGGACACGGCCAUCUGAGCGGGCAGGGGCUGAGCCCCGAGAACUGGUGCCUUGUGCCGGCCAAGCCGAACUGGUGGCAGAGCCAACCGCUGGCAGCCUGGUCUCCUGCUGGGGAUGAUCCGGAGAUCCCGGGGUGGGGGGCGCUGGAAGGACGCUUUCUUUCAGGGCAGGGGGAGAAGCCCCUCGCCUCUACGCCGGGGGCGCCUGGGCAUCGGAGGCCGGCACAGCGGCAGCCCACCGGAAGCCCCGCUCCUCCCCGCAGCAUGGAUGCCGAGCAAACGGUGCCGCAGGACCAGUCUUGGGGGGUCAGGGCAGGGGCUGGGGGGGU